AGAAGAAUUCGCAAGUUUCGAGCAACUAAAAGUUUCACCAGUUGACCAGAAAAUAUUUUGCAUACUCUACAACUACAUAUAUUCCAUAAUAUCUUCAACAACUACAAUAUUUUGUUAAAUAUAUAAAUCUACAUCGCCACCAGUCAUAUACAUGGACGAUAAACCUUUUGCCACCUUUUUCGGUCUGGGAAUGGGGUCUGCGGCAGUCAUCUUUGGUGUUGGUCUGGUCAGUGGGGCUCUCUUGCGUCGAUUUAUUUUUUGGGGCACACGUUCCUCGUCGAACGCUGGGGGAUCAGGUGCUGGAGGCUUGGACACUUUUCAACGGGCCGCACGCCUCACUGCACUUCGAGCCCAAGGCCUUGGUCGGAAUCAUAAAAUGAUAUUCGUCGUUAGAACGGAUUUGGGAAUGGGCAAAGGGAAAAUUGCGGCCCAGUGUUGCCAUGCCGCAGUUAUGUGUUACCAAAAAGCAAUGGUGAUGGACUGUCACAAUUUGGACCUAUGGGAAGCCACAGGAGCUGCCAAAAUUUGCGUAAAAAUUGAAGGAGACGAGAAUUCUUUAAAGUCGUUAGAAAAACAGGCAAAGCAACUAAACAUCGUCUGUGCCAUCGUUCGAGAUGGAGGACAUACUCAGGUCGCUCCUGGCACCAUGACUGUUUUAGGCCUUGGACCUGCACCAGUAUCAGAAAUUAAUCAGAUUACAGGCCACCUGAAAUUGUUGUGAUGCUAUUAGUGUUUUCAAUUUAAGUGCAAGCUCUUUGUCUAAAAUAAAUAUGUAUAGAAAGAGUUGGAUGCAUAAAAAUUUGUAAUUAAAA
Molecule: messenger RNA, 812 nt
Organism: Folsomia candida
Lineage: Eukaryota; Metazoa; Arthropoda; Collembola; Entomobryomorpha; Isotomidae
Product: peptidyl-tRNA hydrolase 2, mitochondrial
Exons: 4
Coding region: 152-721 (189 amino acids)
Cellular component (GO): mitochondrion; cytosol
Molecular function (GO): peptidyl-tRNA hydrolase activity
Source: RefSeq, a predicted model, not a curated record